UACUAGGAUUAUAAAAUGGCUGAUGAUUUUAAGAUAGCCCAACCGAAGCAAUACCAGAGACUAUUCCUGAAAGAUGAUAUCAGACCUGACGGUCGAGCACUGACCGGCUGUAGAGAAGUAAAGAUCCACGUCAAUACAGUGAGCAGUGCUCUGGGAAGUGCGAUGGUGUGCUGUGGAAAUACCCGUGUUAUAGCCGGGAUCAAGGGCCGGUUUGCUGAACCCACCAUAAACAAUCCCAGCUCCGGGUACCUGGUACCCAACAUGAUCCUGCCCAUGGCCUGCAACACCAAGUACAAACCAGGAUAUCCCGCUGACUCGGGGGUGGCCAUGUCAAACAAGUUGGAGACCCUCAUAACAGACGUUACUGACCUAAUGGAGCUGUGUGUGGUGCCCGGAAAGGUGGUGUGGUGUCUCAAUCUGGAUAUCGUCUGUAUUAACGACGACGGUAAUGUGCUGGACGCAGCCGUGUUAGCGUUGUCGGCGGCCCUCAACAAUUGCUGGCUACCAGCUACUCAUGUGAUAGAGGAGACAGGAAGAGUUGUUGUGGAUCCUGAGGGAGAGAAGACAAAAUUAGAGCUGAAGUUCAUUCCUAUAUCAGUCACCUUAUCAGUUUUCGACGAUCAAACGUUACCGGACCCAUCAGAAGAUGAAGAAAAGAUCCAGUGUGGCUCACUGACCUGUUGUAUAGACGAUCAGAGCAAAAUAAGGGCUAUGUGGUCAAGUGCUAAUUUGGCGGACGAUGUUUUAUCAGCCGCACUGAUUUAUGUCAAGAAAAGGGCCUCUGUCUUGUUAUCAGUUCUUCAGAAGGUCUCAAAGACCUCGUGACCACUGACCACGUGCUUUAACCAUAUCUCACUACCCCUCAAAUCUCAAUAUCAAAUAUAACGAAUGCUAAGUUAACACGCCUCGUGAGACUGGUAGGUUUUCUUAAUAUAAAGGAACCUUCUUCUCUCCCAACCUUUGCCGAUGUGGACUCGUUAAGACGAGACCAAGAACAGAGAAUACUGGACACAAUUCUUAUCAUUUGUAUGGGGCUGUUCGCAUACUACAUUGAAACUGUGGGUCGGGAAAACCUUUCAGAAGUGGGUGAGUGGAGGUUAAAACACGGCUACAAAGUGAAAACGAAACAUGCGAAAGGUCCCCCAAUUCUGUGCUUACUCCUUCAUUUUUUACACAAAUGAUGAUAUCUUUUCAGCAGCUUUACUA
This is a messenger RNA of Bolinopsis microptera, 1206 nucleotides long. Its product is annotated as exosome complex component RRP43-like. The record is from RefSeq and is a predicted model, not a curated record. Gene Ontology annotation, cellular component: cytoplasmic exosome (RNase complex); nuclear exosome (RNase complex). Gene Ontology annotation, molecular function: mRNA 3'-UTR AU-rich region binding. Gene Ontology annotation, biological process: U4 snRNA 3'-end processing; nuclear mRNA surveillance; nuclear polyadenylation-dependent rRNA catabolic process. The coding region runs from base 16 to 825 and encodes 269 amino acids. Lineage: Eukaryota; Metazoa; Ctenophora; Tentaculata; Lobata; Bolinopsidae. The transcript has 2 exons.